ACACAUUCAGUUUACACCCAGUUGCCGAACGGUCAGGUUUAUUUACGAACGGAGACGGUUGAUAUCUAAGCAAAGAGCAUAAUUUUGUAAUUCUUCAACAUUCACGAAUUUGAAUAUCUCACUUGAAUCUUGAACUUUAAAGUUGGCCUCGAUUCAGGUUCAUUGUAAAACAAUCUUGUGUGUUUUUCCUUACAAAAAAACAACCUAUAACUAUCCCCACUGAGCCCGAUAUAACUCAUUCAAAAGACUGCAUUUGAAAGUAUUUUGACCCCCGGUCUUCCUGAAUUCAUCAUCUUAUUAUUACGGUCUCGGUUUCGGUUUAGUUCCUAACCUGCUUCUGGCUUCUGCUUCCACUUCCCGAAGUGCAUUUUUGCUACCACUUCCACUUCUAGUACGUGCAUUGUUUAAUCAAUUUAUUCAUUCAAGUACAAGUUGGUAAGGGGCAGUUUAACUGGCGGCAAUCGGAAUCUUGGAACUUGUAUAUUAUCUUCGUCAGGCGUGUAAUUUGCACGGAACGAAGUUACUAGAGCCCGUCCCGUCUUCGUCUUUGGUCAGUCGAGUUAGCCUGUUAGUAGUGGACGUUAUAUAACGUGUGUUUUGAGCUAAAAUUGCAAGUCAAGUUGCCUUCCGUGCGUCCAUCAUCGCGUCGUUCGUCGUCAUCGUGUGUGUUGCAACAACAGUGGUUAUUCCCCAUUAUUUCUAUUGCAACAAAUUGCAACUUGAUCGAUAUUUAUGUAGAGAUACUAUUUUAUAAUAAUUAUUUGUUGCCGUCUGGUUUAUUUAUUAAUGACACGUUGAUGGAAUAACAAUAAUUUGAAGAGCCAUCGACACCUUUUAAUUUUAGUUUUGUUUUUCUUACAAGAACGUGAAUGUAGCGUUUGUGUUUACAGAUAAAUGCUUAUAGUCGCAACGGUAUAAUUUAUUUGAUCUGUCAAAAUAAACAAAUAGUGUAACUUGGGCUUUAUUUACUUUGAAAGUCUUAUAACAAAUAUAACUCAUUUGGCACACGUCCAUUUUCAUUAAAAAUAAAAAAAAAUAGUAAUAAUUUAUUGAGAAACUCAUUUCGAUUUAAAUAUUUUAAUUUGUGAAAACAAAUAAAUAGACUAAAAAUAAAAAUGACAAAGUUUCACCAAACGUCAAUUGUUAUUUUGUUAACAUUUUGGAUUGCCUCCGUAGCUGGUUAUGGAUUCGGAAGGUGUCCCAAAUACCCUUCGAUGCCUAGAUUCAAUAUGACACGAGUUCUAGGACAAUGGUUUGAAGUAGAACGCUCAUUCUAUUUGCCCGAAAUUGCAUCAGGUUGUACAACUUUAACAUUCCAACCAGCAAUUUCCAAUCGAGAAGAUGAUCCAAGUCUCAAUAGUGUCUAUAAACUGGAAGUUGCUAUUAAAACUGUCAAUAGAUUAACUGGAAAUCCCUCUGUUAAUUUGGGUUAUGCAACUCCAGAAUCUCGCAAGUCCUCUAUAAUGGACUUUAAGUUCAACACUCGCUUCCCAGAUGUCAUAGCAAGACUCUUGCCAGGUUCAGGAAAAUAUCAAGUUCUUUAUACAGAUUAUGAAAACUUUGCAAUUCUUUGGUCAUGUUCGAGUCUCGGUUCGAUUGGAUAUUCAGAUCAAAUAUGGAUUUUCGGAAGAGAUCGUGAUUUUCCAGCCGAAAUUCGUGUCAAAAUCUAUGAUGCUUUAAAAAAACUAAGUUUAGAACCAGAUAGAUUAGUUUUAAGUAAAAAUAAAAAUUGUCCUUCUACACUUUGAACAAAAAAAAACAAUAUGUCAUUAAAGAUAAAACUAUUUAAAUAUACUAUAAUAUGGUACUGAAUAUAUAAGAUAGGCAUACUACAUACAAAUAAAAUCAUUCUCAGUUUUAUUUUAAAUACAUGCAUAUUAUCCAAAUCAGAUCAAAGUUAUAUUAUAAUAUAAUAUUAUUGUAUUUAAGAUUGUAAGGGCCUGUGAUAGUCAAUCGUUAUUAGAUUUAAAUUUAAUUAUAUAAAUAUAUUUUUGUUAAUAUUUAAUGAGUGUCUAAUAUAAUUAUAUCUGAUUAAA
Messenger RNA from Eupeodes corollae, 2036 nucleotides. RefSeq names its product apolipoprotein D. The record is from RefSeq and is a predicted model, not a curated record. NCBI's taxonomy places the organism in Eukaryota, Metazoa, Arthropoda, Insecta, Diptera, Syrphidae. Bases 1116 to 1748 code for a protein of 210 amino acids. The transcript is spliced from 4 exons.